AUUUGGUGCGUCAGGAAAGUUAUUUUUCUAUUUUCUUUGCCGUUUUCUUAGUAACUGAGAAAAACGGGAACGUUUAAUAACGGUAAUAACAAUUUCAUUAUUUUCAAUUUUGUUGUUAUUUGGUUAAACAUAAUCGUAGAGAUCUGAAAUUUCAUAGAAUUCUAAUUAUUUUAUUAUUUUAAAGAAUCGACAUAUUUAAAAUAUUCUGGGUGUAAUUGAGCUAAUAACAGGCAUUUGACGUUUUUAUCGUAAAAAUCACGGCAUUUCAAAGGACCUACCUAUGUUUAACCGAACUUCGCUCAGAAUCUUAUUUCGUAAGCUUGUAGUAUCAGCUCUGUAUUUACAUAAAAAUUCGUUUUUAUUAUUCAGGUAACUGAUAGAAACCAGAAAUCAAAAUAAACUGACAAUAACCUAUUUACCGUGCCGAUCAGGUUUUAUUUUAAUACAAAACUGUAUUAGCAAAAACUAUUCGGCUCUAGAAAAAUCGUGCGGGAAAUCCGGUGUAAACGUUUCAGAACAUUUAUACUGCUAGAUACCUAACCGAUAACAAAUGUUUUAAACGAGAAAAACACAAAUUUACGAUUUUGAAUGAUACACGACGAACCGAAGAACGGCCCACAGCAUUCUCUAUAAAUUGUCAGGGAAUAGAGUUUUGGUUCACCCUGUGUAUCUGGUAUAACUAUAAUAUUACACAGACGAUGGCGUUCCCCGCGUAUUUUUUUUUUAAUUUACGUCUCGUCCUAAACACAUACACAAACUCGCGUAUCGAUCGCAGCAUCUUACAUUACGGCCGCAGAUUUUAUAAUGUGAUUAUUAUUACUUGAUGCAUUGUCGGGAUGCGUGGUCUCCUCCGAGUAGUCGCUCCGGAUAAAAUUAUAAAAAAAAAAUCUAACCUGACUUUUAAAUAAUGCGCUGUAAUAUCGUCGGGAAAAUUAGGCGUAAAUCACGAAUUUUUUUUACAGCGCCCGAUGCUGGAACCCGUUGAACCGCGAGCCAUCGAAAGUAUGACGGUGAUUGCGUUUACCUGCAGACACAGUUUCUUAUGUGCCACCGCAAAUCUUAUACAAUAGGUAAGUGGGUACCGAUUUUUUGUUACGUUAUAUGAUCACGACUAAACCGUAAAACGCGUUUUGUGUACUUGAUUUUUGUACUUGGGUUUUGAUACGAGAAUCGAGUCUUCGGGACUUUUGCGCUUAUGAAAUAACAGAACAGCAGUGAAAACCACAUUAGUCAUUGGUUUUAUAGUGAAGCGGGGACCGAAAAAAUGUCACCGGGAUUUAUACGGACAGAAUAGGCCGCGCGAAUCCAAUAUUUUUGCAGACAUAUUAAACAGAACCAUUUUUCGAUUGCGUCAAAAUUCGUAACAGAUAUAAGUAGAUUGUGAUUUUCGAUAUGAUUUUUUUUUGUCCGUUUGGAAUUUUUAUCUUAAAACCCAAUUGGAAUAAAUCGGUGCAAUAAUAUCUUUAAAAAAAAAAAAUCGAAAUCGACAUUAGGCAGACAAACUUUAUACCGUUACAUAUCGUGAUGAUUUUUUUUAGGGGCGCCAUUUGGGCCCUGUCCACUUUGAAAUUUCGCGGACAGCAGAAAUUAUAUUCGUAUAUAUUGCUGACCAUGAUAGUAUACAAAUUUUACUUUGUACAAUUUAUUAUGUACAUAUUUUAUUAUCUAUGUUUCUAUAAUCUUACACACGAUGAGCUAAUAAUAAUAUUAUCGUGUUUCUAUUGUCUAAUUAUAUGUAUUAUACGGACUAGAAAAAUGUAUGAGUACUCAAAAAAACUGUUUGGAAAACUCGACAGACAAUCGACUGUGCAGAAAGAAAUCGAGUAAUAGUGAUAAUAGAUAAUUUUUUUUUUAUAAACGUCGUCAGUAUUUUUGCAAGUAUUAUUUUUUUGAUACUUCAAGCACAUAUUUAUAUUGUCGUGAUUGGCAAUAAUUGAUACGACAAUAAGUGUUAUGCGUUUGCACAGCCAAGUACCAAUUAAAGACUAUCCUCACUUUAUCUGAAAUUCAAAACUCACCCGUCAGUUGAAAAGGUAAAAAACACAGAACGCCAAUAGUAGUUAGUAUACGUAACACGUUUUGUUUUAAUUUUUUUAACACUUUAGGUAAUAUAUACAAAAAAAAAAAAGCUAAUCCAUAAAAAAUAAUUUAACCAAUUUCAUUUGUUUACAACUUUAAAUUAUUUAACGUUUUCAUUUUUCGUUCAUAAUAAUAAAAUUAUAAUUAUUUUAUUCUAUAUUAUUCUAAUACAAUAUCAACUUAUUAUUAGUAAAUGUUUGAUUACAUUCAAUUAUUUGCAUUAAUAAUUAAUAUCAAUUGUGUAUUAUGUUUAAAUUUUAAUAUUACGAUAUUACUAGUAAAUCAAUUUUAAAAAAGCAUGGAUUGAUAUUUAAUCGCACAUUAUUCCAUUCUGAAUGCAAAUUGCUACAUUCUAUAUUUCUAUAUAUGUCUACCUAACUGGUUAUAGUAAAUUAUGCAUUGCAUUAGUCAACUAAUUAAUACAUUUCUCAACGUUCAAGUCAGCUUAAAAAAAAAAAAAAGUUAAAACUUGAUAGUUGCCUUAUGCCAAUUAUUAACAUUAUAUGUUCUAAAAACUUCUAAUCAUACAAAUAUAAUUAUACUAUACACCUACUGCACAUUUGAUUAUGAUGAUAAAUAUUAUCGUAACACUGUCCAAAAUUUCUCGGUUUACGGCUGUAAAAUUGUUUAUAUAGGUACUGAUAACAUUUAAAAAAAAAAAAAAAAAGGCCCGAAAGGUAAUUACAGAACGAUAACAGAUAAAUACAACACAGUUAAUUUGUUUUAGUGAUGCUAGUCACGUAUAAAGUAAAUGUUUUACUGUAAAUGUAUAAGAGAUAAUAAAAAUUUAACAUUCAAAUCCCUACCUAAUCAGUUGUGGAUUAUGAAUAUUAUUAUUUUAUGGGUUUAUAUUUUAACUACCCAUAUCGUAAAUUUGACUGAAAACCUACAGUUAACAAUAUAGCACGGGCACAGAUAUUACAUAUUAAUUCGAUUUCUAUCAUUUCGCUGUAUACCUAUUUCCUAGAUAACAUUAUAUGUGUACACAAUAUUAUAAAUUGGAUUAGUAUAAAGAACACAGUUAGUAUUUAAAUGUAUGUUAGUGUCAAUCCGUUAAGUAUUUGGAAUUUGGUUUCUUUUACGAAGGCUGCAUACCAGGUACAUUUACAAUAUUAUCUUAAUAGGUGUGGGUGUUGUUAAGAAAAUAUAUGUAUAUAUAAAUAUAUUUUUUUUAAUCAAAUUAAAUCUAAUGUUUUAACAUUAUGAUUGUAGUUAACAUGAUUGUUAACUGAUAACAAUGAUUGUUCACUAUAUUUUAACUAUUGGUAAUUUCAAAAAAUGUUUUAAAUCAAAUUUUUACUAACCAAAAAAGUGUUUUACGACAAAAUAAUACAAACAUUUUAAAAUUAAACAAUUAACACUUUAAAUCUAGACUAAUAUCAGAGUGAGAUCAAGAUCCACCUUGGGUAGUAUUAAAUAAUAGUUUUUACGUUAUUGAAAUUUUAAAAUAAAACGGACUACCAGAAAAAAAACCAUUAUCAUAGUGAUAUCAUAGCAUAUCGUAGUAAUAAGACAUACAUCCUGCAUUUUAUCAUGAAAACAAAAUAGUUAGUGAAUUCUUAGCAUUAUGUUCUAAGUAUUUACUUAAAAUUUACUUUAUUAAGUAAAUUAUAACAAUUUUUUGUGAAUACGAUACCGUUGAAAAUUCUAAUGUUUUACUAAAGAAAGUAUAUACUAAGUUUAAAUAAAGUGUGAUCUAUAAAUAUGGCUAUAAGAAAAAAUUAUUCGUUUCAAGGAAUAAAUAAAAUACUUUUUAAAAAUAUUCGGAAUACUACCCAUGUCUGUAUAUAUAAUAUUAUAAAUUUAUAACAUACUUAUACCAGCCAUACCAGGUGACCUUUAAUUAUUUUAUUUAGUCCCUCCUUUCCAAAAAUAAAAGUUCUGAGUAUGCCCUUUGUCAAUAUUAUUGGCUUUAAAAAUGACAAUUUCAUUAAAAGUUAAUCCACAGUUCCCCAACUUAUAAUAAUACCUACUAAAACUAUAUUAUACCUAUACUAAUAUGAAAAUUGUCUACGAGUAUUACAUUAAUGUAUCUAUGUAUGACUUAUACGUAUAUUAUUUAUACUUGAAUUAAUCAACUAUAAGUAUUAUUCAUAUUUGUUUUAAUUUAUCUUAUAGAAUUUUUAAGUUUGUAGGAACCGUGUGUAAAUAAUAUAGUCGGCAACCCAGAUAAUUGUGUCGGUAGAUACUUGAAAAUAAAAAUUUACGAUAUAAGGUCUCUACGAUAUCGAUAUCUGUCUACCGUUAUUUUAUAUUGUUUUUCGUAUGCACAUUUCAUCACAAUAUUAUUAUAAUGCGUGUACCUACCAAAGUAUAAUCAGUGUUUUGUUUACAAGAAUACGGAGACGGGGUUUCGUAUAUAGACGGCCUUACAUCCUAUAAUGUUAAUGAGCACUACAGAUACUAUUAAUAUAUUGAAUUUUAGACCAGAAGUCUUGCUCCGAACAAAAACUUUAUCCGUGUAUUAGAAUAUUUCUUGCUGAAUUUUGGAUCUAGUUUGUAUGUACUAUUUAAUAUUAUUAUUAAAUCUUGGAGAUCGGAAAUGCUUUCGCGAAUAUCGCGAAUACCAAUACCUGCAAUUCGUUCAUAUUUCACAUCUAAUAUAGUAUCACGGUAGGACACUAUAUUAGGAGGAAAGAGAGACAAAAAAUGCUUGAACAUUGCGGGUAUUUUGUACAUGGUCACUACGCUCCUCGUAAUAAUAGUCUACUCACGGGUAGGCCAAGUAAGUAGCAAUUUUGAAAGAUACUGUAUUAUAUAGGAUGACUUCAUUUAUAUCUAUCAACAACGAUUAUAAACCAUUGCUAAAAACAAUUCUGAGCAGUGUUUGAUUAAUCAUGUUUCGAUUAUCUUAAUGAACUGAAAAUUAUAUUGAUUUGUACCAAACUACAAAAUAAAUUAAAAUUGACUAUGUUUUUAGUCUUAUAUUUUUAUAAAGCCAAAGCAGUUUUAUUAGGUAAUUAAAAAUACUACGUAAAAAAGCUGUGAUUUUUACGACUUUCAUCAAAAUUUGAACUUUAUAAACCCUUAUAAAUAUUCAAAAUAAGAAAAAAAUUAGCUAUGGAUUUUUUAUAUUUGUAUAGCUCUAUUAAAACACCUAUUAUGAUGUACUUUGUAUGAAGUUUUCAAGUAUUUUGAAAAACCAAACAAAAUUCUAUUCGCAUAAAAUAUAAUAAAAAAUUUUAAAUAAUUAUAAAUAGGUGUAGCUCAAAAAUCGCCAUAAUAUUAUGCAAAUUGAAUUGCGUAUAGAAAGAUCUAAUAGGGGUAUUCAGUUAGUAUUUCAGAACUUUACAGGUAUGUUUAACUUAAUUACAACGAAAAAAAAAAAUCAAAAAUAACAAAAAUCGUCUGGCUUAAAUAUUUUCUCCCCCAAUUAAAAAGAUAACUUUAGGGAAAAUAAAAAAAAUAAAAAUAUCAAAUAUACAAAAUUAAUAAAAUUUGCUACAAAAAUACUAUUGUCGGUUUUCGAUUGGCGCACAAUUUCUUAUAAAAAAAAUUUUGAAUGGAUAAAAAAUAUAUAAAAAAUACAUCAUAUAGUAAAACUAAUCUCGCUACGCUCAAUAUAUAUAAACAUAAGACAAUGUGGAGGCCAAGUAUACUAAAUGUUGAAACUUUUAAAAAUUACAAACAAUUUAAAUUAUUUUGUUAUAGUUAAUGGUAAAUGAAAUUUUAAAUUUAUAAUAUAAAUAUUACCAAAUUCCACUCAAAAUCAAAAAUGUUUACGAUGAUUUAUCGUUACCUAAUAUGCUCUUACCUAUUCGUCACAUCCUGUUAUGCAUGAGUUUAAUUACGUAAUAUUAUAUUUUUAUUUAAUGAAUAAUUUUCAAGAUAAAGAGAUUUUAGCAAAUAAUAAUUAUACUACUAUUGUCAAUCGGCGAACUAAGAUUAAAUUUACAAGUGUGAAAAUGAACACAAAAUGCAAAUACACAGGUGUUUUGAAAACAAGACUGAUGGCAUGGAUACCACAGCCCAAUAAUUAGGUACAAUCAUAAGGUACACAAUAGUCAUGAUUAAACAAAUUUUUUUUUUUUUAUUGUUGAAAUCACUCAAACUUGAACUAAAAUAUAAUGAAUGAUUUUACACUAGAAAAAAUCGAUAUCCAAUAAUUAUUACAAUCGAACAUGAUCGUGCAUAAUUGUACCGAAAUUAAAAGUAUAUUACAAAUCUAUGCAUAGAUACUAGCAAAUUGGCGAAUCCGUACAAUAAUGCCGGUAGUGAUGGAAUUUAAAGUUAUUUAGAUGUUUUUUAUGAAGAUAAUACAACGAAUGAUACACUGCUCCCGAGUCAACAUUUUUAACGACGACGUGGACAAAUAACAACAACAAUAAUUAAGCCACGAACGUCAAAUAUCAAUUAUCUCAUUAUAUUUGUAAAAAAGAACAUAUGUACACACAUAAUAACUAUAUAAUAGUGUUAAAUAUAGAUAAAUGUUUCAACCGCAGGUAUACAAACACGGUUUAUUAUAUGCAGAUAGGUAUACAUUGUUAACAAACGAACCAACGUCUGUUAACCGUUUGGAUAGAUAACCUGACCUAGGUAAUACUCAAUAAUUUACUCAAAAAUAAUGCUAUUCGAGGGGGAAAUAAAAUCGCGUUUACUGGUUUACGUGAACGUAUAAUUUUAUUAGGAAUGGGAAUUUCUUACGGUGACGUAAAUACCCGCAGUAAAAUAUGGUAUCGUUUAAAAAAUAAAAAAGUAUUUUUUUUUUUUUUCAGUACGAAGUGAAUGUAAAAUGAGCGAAACCGAAGGAAAAUUCAAUAUCGUGCCGAUGGCUCCGGACGACAAACCGAUUAUCGUUGGAUUUAUAAAAGAAUUCUUUUUCCGCCGUGAACCCUUGGUAGUGAGUUCAAAGAUAUCGGAAGACGCGGAAUCGAUGGAAAAACUCGAAACCUUUGGUUUGAGAGCAUUGGAUACCGGUGAGGUUACAAAAAUACAAUAUUACUUGAAUAUGGAAAAAUUAUUUUUAUAUUAACCUUUGAAAAUUAUACUCCAGUCACAAGUAGGUCACAUGUGACUUUUAGGAAUCGCCUGGUCGAAUUAUGGUGUCAGAUGUGGUGAGAUUUACAAUUUGUCAAAAAGUGUAUAAUUGUAUAUUAUAUGCUUUUCAUGUUUCUGGUGCCAAUUUUUACUUGGUAUACUAUACAUACGCGCUGAUUCGCGGGAAAAAAUUGCGAAUUUUAAAAUUAAUUACUUUAAACAUUGUUUUGGAUUCUGAGUGAAACAAGUAUUUAAUCGAACGACUGAAUUACACACUGAUUAGAAAUAUCGUGGGAAAAUAUUUAUUUAUUGAAUACAUUGAAUAACAUUGAAUGUAUAAUUUUUAUUUUGUGAUGACGAUAAAUUAAUUCUAUCUACCGAAUUCUUAAAAUUAAAUGUACUGGUGAAUAAUGAAAUGUGUAAAUGUUCGAAGCAUAUUCAUAAUUUUGCUCAUUGUUGAUAAUGAUGUUUACGUGUUUUGGAGGUUCGGCAAGGGAGUUAACAGCGAUUUAGUUUUAUUUCUACCACUUCCUCCCUGCAGGUUUUACUAUUCAUAAUUUUCAAUUUGAAAUUAUUCUGAUCAAUUCUGACGUUGAUAUUAUUAUCGUAUCUGUUUUAAAUAAUACGAUUUUCGAGCAAAAGUUAUGUAAGCAAUUUAAGUUACCAUAACUACAAAUAUUAUGGUCUAUGUGUAUUAAGUGGUUAUCAAAAUAAUAAUAAGCAUAUAUAAUAUUAUUCUGAUCGUCAUAAUUUUUGCAGGGAUUGUUUUUAAAGCGGUGUCCGACAACGGGGAUUUGAUGGGCGUGAUUUUGAACGAAAUAAUAACCAGAGAUGGCACGGAACAUAAUAAUGAUGACGACAACCACCAGCACCAAGAGGACAGCGUCAGUUUUAAAAAGUUCAGGAAUCUUUUCCAAAAAGCCAAACGAGAGUCCGACAUUUUCGGAAAGUAUCCUGAAGUAGAACGUAUAAUGCAUAUAAAAAUUGUCGCCGUGGAUGACGCGUUUAAGGGCCGAGGAGUGUGCACGGCUCUUUUCGAUAAAACUAAGUAAAAUAUAUUAUUUUAUAAUAUAUUUGCAAAUCAUAUUGGGUUUUCGCUAUCUAUCCGAUAAUAAUAUUAUAGGUACCUAUUAAUAAGGAUGACAUAAUACGAAUCACAAUUAUUACGUAUAGGUUAGACUAGGUUAUAAUUAGAGAUGUUACGAACCCUUUUUUUUUUUUUGGUCAAACCGAAUCGAAUCGACCUUUUAAAAUAUUUUAUCGAACUAGAACUCAAAAUAAUAAUUGCGGGUUAGUUUAGGUUAAAAACCUAGGUGCUCAGACUAUUCGGCUCCACGAUUUACGAUUAUGAGACCCACUAAUAUGAAAAUUAUAACAUUUUUCUCUUUUGUAACUAGGUCGCUUUGUCACGCCACAAAACAUCGUAUUGGUGACAUUACAGAAUCAGCAUCGAAUGAUUUUCGAACCGAGCUAUUGGUUAUUUGGUCUAGUUCGAUUAUUUGAAAUAUUCAUUUUGAUUUUCGAACCAAAUCGUACAUCUCGAGUUCGGUUUGUUUCGAUUUGAAACUCAAAUAGUUCAUACAUCUCUAUUUAUAAUAAUUAUGUUUAAGUACAUGUAUUUCUUAAAAAGUAUUUAUUAAAACUUUUAGGAGUUUGGAGAAUUUUACUUAUCAAUAAACACAGAAUUUGGCAUCGCGACCUUAAAAAUACAACACCUAACUAGCUACACUAUUAUGAGCACAAAAAUAAAUUUAAAAUAAAUGCAUACGAGAAACGAUUUCUGUCCAAAAUUCGUCGAACCGCAGGUUUUAACUAAUUAUAAUAGUUUUAAAACUUAAAAAUUAAUUAGAAAAAAGUUUUAAAAAUUCAAAAUUAAUUUAUGAGUCCGCCCUUCUAUCUAAACGUAAAAAUAUAUGACUUCGAGAUACUAUGUUGUAAACCGUAUUCUAAAUUUUGAUUUCCGUCAUCUUAAACUGCGUAUUGGUACCGUCAUUUUACAAUAAUUCUCUAGAUAAACUAUAUUUAGUUUGUAGGAAUAUGUUGCAAAUAAAAUAUGACGUAUUUAUCGCGUAAAUUUCGUAUCUUUUAAUGUUAAAAAUUUGGUGAAAAAAUUAAAGUAUUACCCGAACAAGAAUAAUCGCACAAGCAUUAAAAAAGUAAUAUUUUAAUAGCCGGUUUUAUUUUUAUUCGGGUUCCAGAGAAUUGGCGUUGGAAAACCAAUGUCCCAUGGUCCACGUGGAAUGCAGUAGUCAUUUUUCGGCAGCCGCGGCGAAGAAACUUGGGUAUCAGUGUAUAUAUUUCUUGCGCUACAAAGAAUUUAAAGACGAAGACGGCCAAGCGAUGUUCACCCCGCCGCCACCUCACGAACAAUUUAAAGUCCUUGUACUACCCGUUUAAAGAAUUCUUAGACCGAAAGAAAUUUCUAACUGAAUCGCUGUGAAAAUACUUACUAUCGAUUGUAUUUCAUGAAAUUCCUGUGGAAAUUAAUGUUUUUUGUUUAAAUAUUGUUCAUAUUUUGUUUGUUUAUAAAUACAUAAAAACUUCGAUUAUUUUUUGACUAGGUGUAAAACGGUAUAUAGCCGUAUAAAACUUAUAUAUUAGCUAGGGAUAGUACCUUCUUGUUAUAAAAAAAACUUAAAACGUAGUUUAUUGCAUGCAUGUUUUAUGCGUUUACAUGCUGGUAAUCAUUAUUUCCGUAAACUUUCUCAUUGUUCUUAAUGUUCUUAUGUUUAUUCCCAAUGUUGCACAACUAAAUAGGCAAAUUGACGAAAAAUCAAAAUACGACUUAAUUAUUCAAUAACUAUAUCCAAAUGCAACAAUGAUACGUCUUAUUUUUCCGUAGGAAUAAUAAUUGCGAUUUUAAAAUAAAAUGAUUUAUUGAUGUUCUCACUCCAAUACUAUCACUCCUUCUUAGAAACUUGUUAGGGUCAAUGAUUCAUUUGUACUACAAGUGCCUUCACGUUUUCAUUUUUCAUAAAUAAUUAAUAAUUACAUGUUUAAUUUAUUAUUCUAAUACAAUAUUGAUUUAGUAUCAGUAAUUUUUGUAUUACAUUUAAUUAUUUUUCAUUAAUAAUGAAAUUAUUUCAUUAAUAAUGGUAUCAAUUGUAUAUUAGUUUUAAAUUGUAUUAUUACCAUAUUAUUAGUAAAAAAAAAAUAAAAACAGCAUACGUUAAUAUUUGCCACUGUAAUUAUAAAGAAUAUACUAAUAACACGGAUUAGAUAUCAUUUUUAGUAGGUACGCUAUUAUAAUUAUAAUAUUAUAC
Messenger RNA from Cinara cedri, 10319 nucleotides. Lineage: Eukaryota; Metazoa; Arthropoda; Insecta; Hemiptera; Aphididae. The record is from the annotation of a GenBank genome assembly.